Messenger RNA from Vespa velutina, 5977 nucleotides. RefSeq names its product protein PXR1-like. The coding region runs from base 5110 to 5895 and encodes 261 amino acids. Lineage: Eukaryota; Metazoa; Arthropoda; Insecta; Hymenoptera; Vespidae. The record is from RefSeq and is a predicted model, not a curated record. The transcript is spliced from 3 exons.
UUUAGGACUUUUCGUUUUCUCACUUUUCUUUAUUUCUAUCUUGUCAUCAGUAUCUAUCCGCAUUUUCGAUUUAUCUUUCUAAAUACAUGGUAAAGAAAAAAAGAAAAAGGAUUUUAUGUAAAAAAAAAAAAAAAAAAAAAAGAAAAAAUCUUUCUAGAGAAAUUAUUUGAGUGUUGUAUAAAAAUUUUCCUAAGAUAAAGAAAAAGAAAGAAAAAAUAAGAAGUUACUCAAGUGUAUACAAAAAUCUAAUAAUUAAUUCCAAUGUAAUCGUAAUAACUGACCUGUUCUAAUGGUUUAUAAUUAUGGAAGAGCAUUUCGAAGAGGACAUUUUCAGUAUCACAUAUAAUUUUCUCCAUAAUAGGUUCUCCUUUUUCAUUUUUCGUCAAUAAACACUUACGUUUCUUCCUUUUGUUACAAGUUAUUGUUCUUUCAACAUAAAUCGGUGUUUUAAUGAUAGGACCAAGUGGCAAUAAUUCCGGCAUAAUACGUAUUCCUACCGGUAUAUCAGGAAUUUUUUCAAGGACAUAACCAUCACCUUGAUCUUUCGAUAUUAAAGUGGUUUCUUUUUCCAGAUCGAUAUCAUGAAUGUAUAUAUCAUUGAUCGCUCUAAGUGGCAUUAAACAAAUCGAUAAAUCACGCGAAUAAAAAUAUUUCUUAUCGUUAAAUUUGAUUAUUUUCGUUGGCUUAUAAGAAUCAUCCGGGAGAGGUAAUACGUGUACUUUAGUUUGUAAAUUGGCCACCAAGAUAUCAACUUUCUUUUUAACUUCUAAUUUAGAAUCUAUCGAGAAUCUAGAGACCAAUGAGUGAAUAGAUCUCUUAGCAUGUUUUGCAUCUAAAAGAGUACAAAGCGUUCCCUUCGGUGGCAUCACGUAUGGCGGUGGAUGAAUAUAUUUGAAUUUUUCUAAUAUCCUUUCGGGAUGUAUGAUCUUUUGUGUAAAUUCAUCCUCGGUUUGUAUUUUAACAUUACCAGUUAAUAAUAUUAAAUUCAAACGAUAAGGCGCAUCGGGUUGAUCCUUUUCCUCUAUUACCAAAAGUGGACAAAUAAUAGGUUUCUUUUCGGCUUCUUCCAAUGCUUUUAAAUGUGCCUCGAUUAAAGCUUCCUCGUCCUCCUCCUCUUCAACUUCUUCCUCUUCUUCUUCUUCUUCGUCCUCUUCUUCCAUUUCUUCUUUUCCCUCAUCCUCUCCUUUUACCACUUCUUCUGUCAUAACGGUAGCCUUCUCCAUUUGCAUAUCCUUUAACAAUUUAUCUUUUUCUAAUUCCACGAGAUCAUUAUCGGUGACCGGUAAGAAAUUAGUUUUAAACUUCCUCAUCAUACUAUCAUCAGGAAUCUCAACGUGCUGUUCCAUCGCCGUAUAUUUACCAGGUUGAAUCGAAUCCAAUGAAACAAAAUGAAUAAUAAAAUCAUUCUCAUUAUACUCCAAUAUACCGUAAAUAAUAUCGGUGAGUUCCUUAAUCGUAUCAACGACCGCAAAUGACGCAGGAUAAUUAAGUAAUCUCCAACCUUCCUCGUCGCUGCCAUAAGGAUUAAAUAAAAAAUAUUUAUUAUUUUCCUUCCAUAUACCGUACAUAAGUCUUUUAUUUUCCAAUAUUAAUUCCAUGUAAUCAUUGAAAUAACAUUCUAAUGCCUCGGCCAAAUUUACAAGAGGAUUCGCAUAACCGGCGAUUAGAUUCAUUUUUGUUUUAAAAACGACAUCGUUCUCGGCGAAUUUUAAUCUAAUUGGUAGCAUAGAUAAAUCCAAAUGGCUUGGUGCCGGUAACAUUUUUAAAAUUUUAGCAGCUUUCUCCUCCUCCUCCUCCACCUCCUCCUCCUCCUCCUCCUCUACCUCCUCCUCCUCCUCCUCGGCUUCCUCUUCUUCCUCAUCCAAUCUCCUCUCUUUUCUUCCCUCUUCUUUUUCACCUUUCAAUUUGGGUUUACCAUCCUUUAUCCAAUUGAUAACAUCUUCGUAACUCUUAUUACCUAUAUCUACGAUCUGAUCGAGAUCUAUAUUUCUCCAUUCUGAUGGAUCCUUCAAUUUUCUAUAUGUCAAUGCUACCAAAGCAAUUAUUAAACCUUGUCUACCUCUAUGACGAAUUUUAUAAUCAGGAUGCAAACAGUUCUUCGUACCUUGAACUAUUAAACGAUGCGGAUUUACCACGUUGUAACCUGUAAUUUGUUUUAUUUCAGAGUCUAUAAUCGAUUCUACUUUAUCUUUUUCAACAUCGAUAUCUCUUCCUUCUUCUUCGUCUUCUUCUUUUUCUUCCUCUUCCUCUACCUCGUCCACGUCUAAAUCGGUAGUUGUCUCUUUUAUUACUGGUUUACUAGCUGUUACAAAAGUUCUUGGUUCAUUUUCUCUAAGCAUAUACUGACUAGCAUUUUUCAUUAGUUCUGGAAAUUGUGUCUCGGCGUCAUAAUAUUUGUCUAAUUCGUAUCUUAUUGUAGGUGUCAUGUCUAAUUUUUUUUCAACGAUUUCCUUGGACGAUUCAAUCAAUGGCGCCAAGGGCCUACGAUUCGUAUCCCUUUCUCUGUAUAUUAUUUUUUCAAAUGGACCCUCGUGUACCGUACCAGUCUUCACGUAAAGUACUUUAAUACCAUGAAUGAAAAAUGGAUCUUUGUCUUUGCUAAGAGUAUUUUCUAAAAUAGUUUCGACCAUUUGAUUGAUCGAACUAUUCAUGGUAACGCAUGCGGCAUCUCUUGCACCAUUAAUUUUCUUUCGUUCAACGCUAUAAUCUAUUCUAAAUCCUUCCUCGUCGCAAGCAAAUGGAUCCAUGAAAUAAUACGUAUCGUUUUGCUUCCAAAUAGCGUAAUAAAAUUUUUUAAUAUCCAAUAUGCCUGCUCUUUGGGUAGCAAAGAAUUCACGUAUUCCACUGUCUAUAGCAAGUUUACCCUUCUUUUUCCCAGAACCAGGGAUUAUGUUUUGUUGUAAUUUGAUUUUGGCCGAAUAAACGCCUAAUAUCAAAUCACCCAUUAUAUCGUCCAAACGUAAUUCGAAUUCUUUGUCGGCUAAAUUUUUGUCCAAUGCUCUGGCAAGAUCUAUUAGAUAAAUGUUCGACUGAUUGAAUAUCAAGUCGAUCAGAGCGGUAGUCCAUUUGUUCGUAUUGACCAAACAUGAAUAAACUAUAGCAGCGAGUGCAAUUAUAAGAUGUCCACGGCCACGAAGUAUCUCUGGUAUUACAGGAUGCGUCAAAUGAUAUGAUCCUUGAAUGACAGCACGAAAUUUCUCUUGAAUUUUAUAACCACUUGGUCGUCUUUGAGGUUUCCCAAGAGAUUUUUCUGGUUCGUCCAAAACAUCGAUUAAAGAGGAUGGUAGAAUACCGCUGAUAGAUAUUGGAUAAAUUACGAAUGGUUCAUUUUUAACGUUACUUUUUUCAAGUAUUAUAAAAUAAACUCCUAUCAAGUCCUUGACCAAAAAUAAUUUAGCCGAACCAUCUUCGCCAUUUUUAGCUGGUUCGCAAUUUUCCUUUCUAGCUUGACCAUCGAAUAUACUGAAAUAUCUUGAAUCUUUCCAAAUUGCCAAAUUUAAUACAGGCGAGGUCAAUAUACCCGAAUUGUACCUUUUAAAGAAAAGUUCUAACGCUUUGAUCAAAUGCAAUUCGGUUGGAUCGUGAGAACGAAAUUUUCCCGCGUAAGAUGGAUCCUUGAUUGUUAUAUGAACGUUAAAUUUCUUUUGAACGCAUACGAUCCUUUUUAAAUCCAAUAUCGAUAAAUGCCUACGAUCAGUCGUUUUAACAUCCUUGUAUGAUUCACAAUAAAACGUAUCACCGUCCUCGAUUAUCUGAUCUAUUACAGACUCGUUCCAACAUCUUGAUUUGUAUAUCGCUGUCGUUGCGAAAGCAGCUAUUGCUAUAGCGCCACCCUAUUAUUAAAGAAAAUUCAUCAGACGAAUAUAUAAUUUCGAAUGUUAACGAAAUAUAUGAUAAUUUUUUUGUUUAAUCAUAAUUCACAUCUAAUUAUUCUAAUACCUGAUGACCACGAGAAAAUGGCGAAAAUUUCAACAUGUUCGAAUGAGUUAAGCCAGAACGUAUGCCGUAUUUAAUACAAGCUGGUAAUUCUGCUUUUAUCGCGGUAAGCGAAUAACUAUCGUAAGAUAAAUCGAGAAGAUCGUUUAACUUUUCAUAUUCAUUUUCGAGAUCCUCGUCUAAUUCAUCGGUACUCGGUGCAUUGUCCUCAGCAGCAAUAACAUCAUCCGUUAUCCUGCCAAUUGCAUUUAUCGUAUCAAUCGAGACUACUUCCUCACAUUCGCAAAAUUGUUUCCAUUUUUCUCGUAAUUUUAGUUUCUUGAUUUUCUCUAAUUCCGCUCCUGACUUUUCUUCCUUGGAUCCACCCUCAUCCAUUUUUUCUCUCUUUCUCUUUCUAUUUUGUUGUAUUUAAUUUUUUUUUUUUUCUAACCUCCGUUACACCUUUAUACGAUUAGAUCGAACUCAUUAGAGGUUUUUAUUAGAUUUUUUACUUACUUACUUAAUUACUUACUUUGAUUAAAUUAAGUUUCCGCUCGAAAUUUUAUAAAUUUUUCGAACGAUCCUUAAUAAAAAUGUAUUGUAUAAUUCGAUUUUAUUACAUUAUUACAUUUGUGAAUACUUGAAAUUUAGACAUUCGACAUUACGAAGAUUGUGAUAAUAUCAUAGUGAAUUUUGACGUUUUCAAGGUAACGAUAUAUUUUAAUCGAUACAUUGAUCUCUUCAUUUAUUUGCAUGCAUCAUUCAUCAUUUCGACAUGUAAAAUUUAUUGAAUUAAAAAUCUUUUAAUUCUAACUUUAGCAAUCAAAAUUCUAGAAUGAAAUUUUACAAAAUUUUAACGUAAUGUAACGUUUAAAUUAUUCAAAAAUAAAUUUAAUGGACUUAAUUAUUCAAUAAUCAAAAGAAAAAAAAAAAACAUUUAUUAGCCAAUUCGAAGUGAUAGCAGGAUUAGAAAAAAAAAACAAAAAAAAACAAAAUGUAUAAAAAUUGGAUAAACAAUAAUUACGAAGGUAAUUAAUAAAAAAAUUUAUUACGUUAUAUUUCAACCAAGUUUAAUAUACUAUAGUAACAAUUAAUUGUCAAAUCAAUCAAUAUAUAUAUAUAUAUAAUAAGUUAUAAUGAAUUUUGCUAUUUUUCAGAAAACAUUAUUAACAAUUAACAAACACAAAAAAAAUCAUGUUAAGCGACAGAACUUGUGAAAAAUAUAAAGAAUGGAAAAAAGAACAAAAACAUUUAAAGGAUACGAAAAAGAAAAUAAAAAGAAAAUCUAAAAAAGUGACAACAGAUUGUAUCGAGGAAGAAAAGAAAGCAAAGACUAUUAUCAAAAUUCGUUAUCGUAAAUGUGAAAAAAAUGGGAAAGAAAAAAGACGAGAAGAAAAAGGGAUAUUUAAACCAAAGCCAAUUUCUUCAAUCGAUUUAUUAUUUAAAAGAAUUAAACCCUCAUUAGAAGUUAGACAUCAAUUUUUAGAUCCUCGACACAUACAUUGCUUUAUCGAAUCAUUACCAGAAAUCGAUUUGAAAGAAAUUGCGCAACGAGAAAAAAAGAAAACCGAGCAAAAGUAUCUUAAAAGAAGAAAAAAAAAGCGAAAGAAAAAAAUUUCUGAAGAGGAAAAGGCGAUCGACCGUAAAGAAGAAACAAAAUUACAAGAAAAUUCUGCUCCAACAGCUAAUGAAGAGAGCAAUGAAACGAAAGAGGAAACGGCGAACGGGAAAAUUACAAAAAAGAAAAAGAAAAACGAUGAACAGAGUACAGAAAAGAAUCGAAAAAAAAUCAGGAAGAAAGAUAAAUUCUGGUGCAAAAAAUAUCAGAAAAAAAUCGAAUCUGAAUCUGAAGAUAGCGAAUGCGAGAGUAUAUGUUCGUACGAUAGUGAAAUUUGUCUCAAAGGAUUAGCAUUAACUGUAGAAGAUAAAAAGAAAAUUGAAGAAAAUCGUCAACGUGUCCAAAGUUCGUCCGAGGGAUAAAUUAGAUUUCGUCUAACGACAAGAAAAAAAAGAGAAAAAAAGAAAAAUCAAUAAAAAAAAAAAAAAAGAAGAAAGAAAGAAA